Messenger RNA from Camponotus floridanus (Florida carpenter ant), 703 nucleotides. RefSeq names its product transcription elongation factor 1 homolog. Bases 304 to 552 code for a protein of 82 amino acids. Gene Ontology annotation, biological process: transcription elongation by RNA polymerase II. NCBI's taxonomy places the organism in Eukaryota, Metazoa, Arthropoda, Insecta, Hymenoptera, Formicidae. Gene Ontology annotation, cellular component: transcription elongation factor complex. The transcript has 2 exons. Gene Ontology annotation, molecular function: RNA polymerase II complex binding. The record is from RefSeq and is a predicted model, not a curated record.
AUCACUGACGCGUAUAUAUACGAAAAUGUAGGCGCUAAAAUCUUGAAGAGAAAAACAAAAUGGAUUAAAACAGUGGUUGCAAAAAUUAAAUAGUUUUACGUUAAGGAAGACAUAUAGGAUUCUAUAAUCCAAUAAUAAGCUUUGCGCUUGAUUAAUGAUAUCGCCGAUACGCGAAAAAGAUCGACCUAACCUAACAACGCGGCUCGCUUCCUAAACAUAACCUAGUGAGACACGACGGAGAGAUUAUCGGAUUAUCGGUUUCGUCCGAUCGAAAUACGUAUAGUUUCGAGCGAUUGGGACGAGAUGGGUCGACGCAAGAGUAAACGAAAACCACCUAGCAAAAAGAAGGCUAUUCAACCGUUGGACACACAAUUCAAUUGCCCGUUUUGCAAUCACGAGAAAUCGUGCGACGUUAAGAUGGAUAAGUCGAAGAGUACUGCCAGGAUAACUUGCAGAGUAUGCUUGGAGGAUUUUCAAACGACAAUAAAUUUAUUAUCGGAACCUUUAGAUGUAUAUAACGAUUGGAUUGAUGCCUGUGAAAAUGCAAAUUAAAGAAUUGUCAGACAUAUAUUUAUGUAAGAUUUCCAUAUAUAUAAGUGAUAAAAUUUUUGUCGCAUUUUUAAGAUUGUUACACAAGUAUUAUUUUUCAAAUAUAAGCUAUGUGUUUUAUAAACAAAAUGUUCUUUAAUGUACUAAAUGUGGC